Messenger RNA from Dipodomys spectabilis (banner-tailed kangaroo rat), 5047 nucleotides. It is a transcript of the gene Arhgap42, whose product is annotated as Rho GTPase activating protein 42. Gene Ontology annotation, molecular function: protein binding; GTPase activator activity. NCBI's taxonomy places the organism in Eukaryota, Metazoa, Chordata, Mammalia, Rodentia, Heteromyidae. The record is from RefSeq and is a predicted model, not a curated record. Gene Ontology annotation, biological process: signal transduction. Gene Ontology annotation, cellular component: cytoplasm.
CGGAGGAAGCCUGAGCGGCGCGGAGCCCGGCGCAGCCCGCGGACGCCAUGGGGCUGCCCACCCUGGAGUUCAGCGACUCGCUCCUGGACAGCCCCGACUUCAGGGAGCGCCUGCGGUGCCACGAGGUGGAGCUGGAGCGCACCAACAAGUUCAUCAAGGAGCUGCUCAAGGACGGCUCGCUGCUCAUCGGGGCGCUGCGGGAUCUCUCGAUGGCAGUGCAGAAGUUUUCCCAGUCCCUCCAGGACUUCCAGUUUGAGUGUAUUGGUGAUGCGGAAACGGACGAUGAGAUUAGCAUUGCUCAGUCACUCAAAGAAUUUGCAAGGCUACUUAUUGCUGUAGAAGAAGAGAGGAGAAGACUGAUUCAGAACGCCAAUGACGUCCUCAUUGCACCUCUGGAGAAAUUCCGGAAAGAGCAGAUUGGGGCGGCCAAAGAUGGAAAGAAGAAGUUCGACAAAGAAAGUGAAAAAUACUACUCUAUUCUCGACAAGCAUUUGAACUUGUCUGCAAAGAAGAAGGAGUCUCAUCUCCAAGAGGCAGACACACAGAUUGACCGAGAACAUCAAAACUUCUACGAGGCGUCCUUAGAAUAUGUCUUUAAGAUUCAAGAAGUUCAGGAAAAGAAGAAGUUCGAGUUUGUUGAGCCGCUCUUGUCCUUUCUGCAGGGCUUGUUCACCUUCUACCAUGAGGGCUACGAGCUCGCCCAGGAAUUCGCCCCGUACAAGCAGGAGCUGCAGUUCAACUUGCAGAACACAAGGAACAAUUUCGAAAGCACGCGACAAGAGGUGGAGCGGCUGAUGCAGAGGAUGAAGUCGGCCAACCAGGACUACAGACCGCCCAGCCCGUGGACCAUGGAAGGCUACCUCUACGUCCAGGAGAAACGACCGCUUGGUUUCACGUGGACCAAACAUUACUGCACGUAUGACAAGGGAAGCAAAACCUUCACCAUGAGUGUUUCAGAAAUGAAGUCCGGCGGAAAAGUGAACGGCCUCGUGACCAGCUCCCCAGAGAUGUUCAAGUUAAAGUCCUGCAUCCGGCGAAAGACGGACUCGAUCGACAAGCGGUUCUGCUUUGACAUAGAAGUCGUGGAAAGGCAUGGCGUCAUCACGCUUCAGGCCUUCUCCGAAGCCAACCGGAAGCUGUGGCUGGAAGCCAUGGACGGGAAGGAGCCGAUUUACACCCUGCCCGCCAUCAUUAGCAAGAAAGAAGAAAUGUACCUGAAUGAAGCCGGCUUCAACUUCGUGAGGAAAUGCAUCCAAGCCGUGGAGACGCGAGGCAUCACCGUCCUCGGCCUGUACCGCAUCGGAGGAGUCAACUCCAAGGUCCAGAAGCUCCUGAGCACCACCUUCUCUCCCAAAUCCCCUCCAGAUAUUGACAUUGAUGUUGAACUGUGGGACAAUAAGACGAUCACCAGUGGGCUGAAAAACUACCUCAGGUGCCUGGCUGAGCCGCUGAUGACGUACAAGCUGCACCAGGACUUCAUCCUGGCCGUCAAGUCAGACGACCAGAACUACAGGGUGGAGGCCGUGCACGCCUUGGUACACAAACUGCCCGAGAAGAACAGAGAGAUGCUGGACAUCUUAAUCAAGCACCUGGUCAAGGUGUCGCUGCACAGCCAGCAGAACCUCAUGACCGUCUCCAAUCUGGGCGUCAUAUUUGGCCCCACGCUGAUGAGAGCCCAGGAGGAGACGGUGGCCGCCAUGAUGAGCAUCAAGUUCCAGAACAUCGUGGUGGAGAUCCUCAUCGAGCACUACGAGAAGAUCUUCCACUCGGCCCCAGACCCGAACGUGCCUCUCCCCCAGCCCCAGUCUCGAUCCGGGUCCCGCAGGGCGCGCGCCAUCUGCCUGUCCACCGGCCCUCGGAAGCCCCGGGGGCGGUACACGCCGUGCCUGGCCGAGCCCGACAGUGACUCGUACAGCAGCAGCCCGGACAGCACGCCCAUGGGCAGCAUCGAGUCCCUGUCCUCCCACUCCUCCGAACAGAACAGCACGAGCAAGCCGGCCCCCUGCCCGCCCCGGGAGAAGCCCGGAGGGGUCCCCUGGAUCGCCACCCCGUCGCCCUCCAGUGGGCAGAAGAGUCUGGGUCUCUGGACCACCAGCCCCGAAUCGAGCUCUCGCGAAGACGCCGCCAAAACAGACGCCGAGUCGGACAGUCAGAGCGUGGCCUCGGUGGCCAGCCCGGGGGACGGCUCCCCACCCGCGGACCCUGUCAAGAAGGGCCCCUACGGGCUUCCGGGGCUCCGGAGAACCCCGGGCUGCUCUCUCCGAUCUGUCUCUGCAGCUGAAGGAAACAAGAGCUACAGCGGAUCCGUUCAAAGCUUAACUUCUCUAGGCUCCAAGGAGUCACCCAAAGCCACACCAAACCCAGAGCUGCCCCCCAAAAUGUUCAGGAGGCUAAGGCCAGACACGGCGUCCAGCAAUGGCUACCAGAGGCCUGGCUCAGUAGUGGCAGCAAAGGCCCAGCUGUUUGAGAAGGCCGGCUCUGUGAAGGCGGCUUCCUCCGGGCGGCAAGCCAGAGCCAUGUACUCCUGCAAGGCCGAACACAGCCACGAGCUCUCCUUCCCUCAGGGGGCGCUCUUCUCCAACGUGUACCCCUCCGUGGAACCCGGGUGGUUGAAAGCUACCUACGAAGGCAAGACGGGACUCGUCCCCGAGAACUACGUUGUCUUCCUCUAGUGCUGUCGCCGGUGCCGGCCGCAUCUUCAUGGUAUCCAUGGUAACGAGUAAUAAGCGCGAUGAUUUUAUCUGACACAGAUAGGAGGACCGGCCCACGAAAUGUAAACAGUCAAUUUCUGUCAAGUUCCACACCAGCAGACUGUGUAGCUCCGUUAAUGGAAAAAGGAAAAAACAAUAUGUUUAGAUCACAGCCAUUCUUUUAUGGCUUGUUUUCUCGUUGUUUUAAUAACCUGCUUUUUUUGAUAAUAAGUAAUUUUCUAUGAUGUUUCCUCCGUGACGCUUGUAUUCUCGGUUACUGCAUUCAUGUUCAUCGCUGUAUCCCCUAAAAUUCGGAAGCCAGAACUCCGCUGCGUGGAUUUUGAGCUCGGAACUUCCCGGCCUGGUAGUCUCUGGGGAAACUUGGAAUCAGGACUUUAAAGAGUAAUUUAAAUCAUUCAUUUCUUAUUUGUCUGUAAAGAAGUACACUUCUUUUGUAUGUGAUUGUUCUGCUGGUCCUGAACAUUUCAAAGUGAGAGAAGUCUGUGUUCUCAUGUGAGGUGUUCUGUUUGUUUCCAAGUCGACGGCGGUGGCCGCGGAUGGGCACGUGUGGCGUCCGGAGAGCCAGGUGGUGGCGGCAUGCUGGAAGCCGCACGCCGGCCCCGCACAGCUGCUCUGGCUGGGCGGCGGCGGCUCCGUGGUCAGUCCCGAGACUGACGCCCUCCUCCAGAGUUCCCGUGAAACCAUCUUCCUAACUGUGGGAUUUCAUACGGUUUCAUGUUAAAACAGACAUGCUGACGAGUCCUCCGUACACAUCUGCUGGUAACGCCACGGUGACAUCGCACGCGUGGAUGCGGAGCGUGGGUGGGCGCUCAGCGCUCAGCCUCUUGGCUAACGGAGACACCCUUCCACACUCGUGACGGAGGCCGUUCGAAGGAAAGCCGCCGUGUAGAUCAGCUCUCGGUUAAGACGGAAAAAGCAAUACGAAAGUGCAGGACGCUUGUAUUUGUACCACAGAGUUGGGCGUUGUGCUCUCCCCUCAGGGGUGACAUCCAGACACGGUUGUCUGUCUGCCACUCAGGUUUUGUCUUUCCUAGGAAUUCCACUGGCCUUCUGAGGCGUGGAGUGGAGAUGCAUUUGCUACCCGUUGUACCUUGGGGACUGCUCACCCGCAGCCCUCCGCGUCAGUAAUUCUAAUAUAUGAUUUCUGUAGGUCUGUCUGUGUGUGUCCUGGCCUUUGUCUUUCUCCAGAGCUUUCUCUCCUCCCGGAUGCUCGGGUAGCUGCUGUGGAAAACUCUCUAUGUCUCUGAGUGUCUGCAAUCCCAGUUCCUCCUAUUUUGACUAUUUCUAGAUUGAGCACACACACCACUAUGGCCUGAGAGUUCUUGUGACUUAAAUUUGAAAAAUGGGUCAGGGUGAACUAGUCAAGUGUAAUAGUGACAGACAGGUCAGGAGGGCGGUCAGUGAGUGAGUGAAUGAGUGCACACAUGAAUGGAAAUGUGAAGUAAUGUGAAUGGAAGUGUGGUGGUGGAGGUGUAAGUUAGGGAGGUCUUGGGAAGUGCUGAUGCAAGUCUGUCCUUCCUCCUCCCUCCCGCGGUCAGCGGUUCCCUCUCACUUCAGUUCCACCUUAAGGCAGAGGUCGCUGUGUAGUUCACCUCUGCUUCUCCGGCAUUUUCCAAAAUCAAAACGCUAUCGGUGAGGUCACUCGCCCCCGAGGAGUCUGCCCCGGCCCAUCUAGUGUGGUUCACAGACUCAGUCCAGGUACUUAGCAGCGAGACUCCGUUUCCCACGACCACAGCACCGGGCCAUCGCCAGCGUGGUCUUCCUCGGGUACGUGGCCUGGGCUUGGAGAGCGUGGGGCCUGGACAGGAGUGUCAGUCUCGCAGGAUGCUGGCUGCGUGCUGGGCACGUGUUGCUGGCGGUCCAGGGGUCUCUUUCCUCAUCAGUUCCAGAACAAGGCCACGAUGGCGGGCCCUGUGUCCUGAGCUCUGCGGGGAAAUGGAUGUCCUGAAGAGCAGAGCCCUGCCCCCGGCCCAGCACUGCAGCACCGUGGGGCGGAAGGAGGCAGGAGGACUUCCAGCAGACAGCUGUGCCCUGCGGCGUCUCAGCACCGCCGGCUGACAUCGAUGAACCGACCGACCUUGUUCCCCAAAGCCCAAGACGCCAGCCGCGGCCCUGCAGCGGAGAGCUGCGAAAGCUGAAGGCCGCAAUCCCGGUGUCCAACUCGGAGGCGAGACUUUUACACACAGGGAGUUUGGCAGGGAGGAUGCUGGGGUUUAAUUCAGAAUUCUAUUUGUGCGCGGUUCAAGGUACUGUAGUUCCUCUAUGAAACACGGCUUCUUUACGGGCAACAACAUGCCAGAUUAAUAAAUAUGGACACGUUUGUCACUAAGUUAUCA